AGGAGAACAACUGUACUAUUAUAAAGACGAGGAUGAGAGCAAGGCACUGGGUGCCAUCGUCCUGCCGGGUAACCGUGUCACUGAACAUCCCAGCAAUGGAGACGAACCUGGCAAGUUUCUGUUCGAGGUCGUUCCAGAUGUUUUUUUUUCCACCAAUAUCCAAUCCAGGCAAGAUGAUCAACUGAAAAUAAAACCUCUACUCUGCCCCCCUGUGGUCAUUUGCUCCAUUUGGUCCAUCAGUAAAGGUUUCCGUCCAAAAAAACCUGAAGCAGCUCGAGUUCAAGCCAAACUUUCACCGAGGGACUUGGUCCUCUUACCCAGCACGGCAGCUCAGUAAUGAUCUCCAUCCGAGUUCGUGUUUUUAAUAACAGCCGCCAGAAAUAACCAUCAGCCGGGGACAGCCGGAGAUUUUAAACAACUUCUCCUGGAAUGAAAAGUGGGAUUUCAGCAGGAACCGAGAGCUGAUGAGUGAGGAGUCUCCACUGGAGUCCUGGAGCUUUGACGUCAAAUUUUCCAUUCUUAACUGCCCUGCUUGAUUAUCUAGAGGGAAAAAAAACCCUCCUCCACAUAAUGAGAUUUUAACCUGAGAACAUUUCAAAGAGAAAACCUUGCUGCUGCAUGAGAAACCAUGAGGAACAUUGUACGCUAAUCAUUAUCUGCUCCUACCUGCUGGCAGGGAAAUGGCGCUUGUCAGGGGCACUAGAGAUUUCAGAACAGCGUUAGCAUGGUAAUUAACCUAGCGGGGGAUUUAAAGCUGCGUCGUUAAUUGCUAAAGUGCCAGGAUUUGUAAUGCAAGUUGGUUGUUGUGGCUUCGUAGGCCUUGUAGAACGUUUAAAACUCGCUUCAACCAAAAUAGGAUGCAGUUUAGGCAUGGUAGAAGAUUAGCUAUUAGAGCUAAUGGAGAGAAAAAAAAACGCAGAAUAGCGGUUGGAGUACAAAAAAUCUAGGUAUGAGUACAUUCAACUGUUUGAUUAAAAAUGUUUUAAUAUUGCAAAAAAUAAAAUAAAAAUGGACAAAUGGACCAAAACAGAUCACUUCACAGGUAUACACAAAAUGGCGACUAGGGAAAACAAUGGACCUCUCAACACUACUGGUGUUCCACGCCAACAACGUCUGUUUCGAAAGGGUUCUCCGCCAUUUGCAACGGUCCAUCCAUUUAUUGAUUCACCUGGCAAAAAUGGAAAAUCCAAUAUCGUGUCACUUAACAUAACGAAAAAAAAGAGCUAACUCGAUUCUGAUUCCUCGCUAGGACUUGAAAUAAUUCUCUUUCAUGUAAGCAUUAGCAUUUCUCCAGCUUGCUGUGAACCCGGCACGGCCCAGCUGAAAACCCUCUGUUCAUCCCUCUGGAAUCACAAUUCCAUCUAAAGCUGAAUUCCUUCUGCUCGUCUAGCGUGCGCUCGGAGGAGAAAACCGAGAUGGAAGGCUUUCUUUAUGUUUUUUCUUUUGGCAAUGCCUCGGCUGAAACGAAAUGUCCUGCUUCUUGGUGUGUUUGUCAAUUGAUUGUCGUUUCGGGGUGUUUGGAACUUGAAAUUCAACAUGUCACAUAAAGACAGUUUGCCAUGAAGGUAAUAUAAGGUUCUACAUGGCCUUCCUGUUCGGAGGCUGAAUUUGAAUUUCAUGAAAAGUCCAGCAGCCAGGAUGCAAAACACCUUCGUUUAAGUGUGGAAACAAAGGCACUUGAGUGCAAGAGUGUUAUUUAGAUUUUUUCUUCCUUUCCUCAUAUAAGUUUGUACUGAUGGUCUAUUAACCUUUAAUCUGAAUGGCAGUAAUGAAGAAUUGUUGUUUUGUUUUUUUACUUAUUAUUCUUCUGAGUCGUCUCUGAGUGAAGUGACAUUUUGAAAAAGGUUGUUCAUAACUAUUCACUCAUAAGAGUACAUACAGUAUGAGAGAGGAAAAGAGAAAGAAGUGAAGGUAGAGAUGAGAAUGCUUGUACAUUCUAAUAUAAGGAAGUUAUGGCGUGUCACUGCAGACAGAAAUACAGGGUCUGACUGCUUCGGAUUUUUCUUUUUUGUAAAUAUAUCAUCUUUAACAGGUCUAUUUUGAAACUAUAGUAAUCCAAAUUUCAAAACCUACUGAAGAACUUUACCCUUCUGAAGAACCUUACCCUUUACCGUUGGUUCGUCAGUCAAAUUAAUUAUUCGUUAAGUAUUUGCGAUUAAUCGAAAAACUAACUUUUCUGGUGAACUAGGUUUUUCGCACAAGCGAAAGAAAGCCACUGCGGCACAACUGGAUGGACUCAUUAGAUCAAUAAUUAUCAAAAAGAAGUGCGAGGGCACGUCAAAAAGUUUGAAACAUUACGUAAAUGAAUAUAACUCUUGAACGGAAUGAAAUAUUUUCACCAAACUUGGCAAUGUAAAUGUAAAGAAUUACUCGGUGUGACCAGUCGGUGGCGCUAUAACAGGACAAAACAUGAAAUUGGAGUUAAAUAUGGAAAUAUUGGUCCAAUCGAUUUGAAAUCUUGCAAAAUGUGUCUUUGUCCAAGAUCCCAUCAGCUUCUAUGAGGACAGUUAUGAAUCUUGCAAAACAUGGCCACUAUUGGCCAAUCAAUGUUUAGGAGCUAUUAGACAAUCGUAAUGAAGGCCAAUAUUUUUCAAAAUGAUCUUGUUUUUCUCUGAUUUAGGUGCUUAUACCGUAGGAUUGCACUGUAUUAAGUAAUAUCUUUUUACGCAUGUCCUUAAAGGCAACAAAGUGCUUGAACCCUGAUAAUUGCUGCUUGCAGUAGUUUUACAAUUGUUUUCGUUUUCCUGCAUGUUUUCAAAAAAGUAAGGACAUCUUUUUUCACAGUGACCUUUUGCAACUGGUUGAGUGUCAUCUUUUGCUUCUUUUCCUUCUUCUUCUUGAAGAGCAUAUCCCUAAGAGGAAUAGAGGUUGAUGAGUGCAUGUGUGUGUGUGUGUGUGUGUGUGUGUGUGUGUGUGGAGUAGAAAUACAGUACAAUAGGAUAGAUGGGGUCACAAGCAGAAAACUCAGACGUUUAUAUAACACGCUAGCCAAGCCGGAGGUCCCUGGCUGACACUCCGAGUUCUCACACCUCCAUGGCUCACAUUACCAUAUUUCACACACGGCCGGAUUCAGAGUUUAUCCUGAUGUCGACACUGCUGCGUUUUUGCCAGAUCAUGACACAGGAAUGCGUGUAAAGGCUUCGUCUUUAAAUGAAGUAAACACAUUUUGUCUGUGGGUUCGUUAAAGCUGUUUGUCGGAUCGCAAGCUUUUAGAUCUACAGGCUUUAAAGAUACAGGAAACGUACCCGACACGACAUUUACCUCAGUUAAUGUUUUGUGUCUUGAGCUACAAUGCUAAUAUAGCUAACAAGUAAUUACGUUCAUAGCCAGUAAUAACUGAUCUAAAUCAUCACACACUCACUUUCAAAUAAUACUAUUUGUGAAUACAUACAUACAUGAAGUCUGUAUUCAAGCUACAAAUGUGCGUUUCCUGAAGAAAAUAACGAAGUCUAUGUGACUUAUUAAUACGUUCACAACAUGUUAUAAUGCAAUUAAAAUGUUUAUAAUGCUUCAUAUGCAUAUCGUUUACUAGACCUGGAUAUCCUAUAUUAACCUUUAUAUACCUUAUAGACGAGUGACAAAUAGACCUUACUAAGCGUAUUAUAAUAUAUUAAUGCAAUGUCUUUGCUACUAAAGUAGACUAUAGUACCAUGUUUAUACUAUAAACUAUGGUAUUCUCAGUGAAUUAGCCUCUUGUGCAUACAUAUAACACUUAAGGUGUUUUUAAGGGGUCGAUAUGAAACCUGUGUCUUUUGGCAUGUUUAUAAUGCUUUGUAGGCACUGAGUUACCAGUUUAUAAACCACAUUAACAAGUCUGUCUGGGAUAAUGUUGGGGUGUGAUGAUGUUGACAAUGUGAAACUGGUAGCUAUAAACUUGUUAGCAACAUUAGCCUUAAAGAUGUUUUUGCACUGUGAGGGGGUGAGCUGUUUGGCUCUGUGCCAACUCUUCGAUUGGAUUCCCAGCCCAGAGUCAGGCGGACAGCAGGCUCCUGAUUUACGAGCUUCUCAUCUUGCCGCUUCCUCCAGGCUGUAACAGAGAGAGAGAGAGAGAGAGAGAGAGAGAGGGAGAGAGAGAGAGAGAGAGGAGCAUAAUAAACACUGCAUGCAUACAUUUCUGAUCUUCUUUGCACUGUUUGGAGAGGGGGAACAAGGAACGAGAGGAAGGAAAGAGAACCCUGAGAGGAGAAGAGAAAAGUAGGAGUAGGGGGAGAAGAGAGGGGGGGGGUAACGGAGAAAAAAAACAAGUAGAGAAGAGAAGAGGUUUUAUGAGCACAGAGGGAGAAAGAUAACAGAAGGGAAGAAGCAGAGAAAUGAGAGCAAAUAUAGAUAAUAGUUAAACAAAAGAAAAAAAAUUGAGCUGGUAGAGAAGAAAGUAGAAGAGAGGAGAAGGGGAAAAAGAAAUGAAAAAUAGAGGUAAAAAUCGAAGGAAUAGAGAGAAAAGAAAAGAAAAGAAAGGCAGGAAUUGAGAAGAUAAAAGAAGGAAAGUAAAAGAUAGCAGGUCUUGAAAAGUUCAAGGGACAAGAAGUGAAGAGAAAAUAAGAAGAAGAGUAGAAAAGAAAAGAGAAGAAGAAGAAGAAAAAAGAGAAGAUAGGAAAAUAGAAGAGAAGAAGAAGAGAAGAAAAUAGAAGAGAAGAAGAAGAAGAAAAGAAGAAGAGACGAAAAUAGAAAAGAAGAUAGGAAAAUAGAAGAAAAUAAAAGAUAGGAAAAGAGAAGAGAAGAAGAAAAAGAGAAGAAAAGAAAAGAAAAGAUAGGAAAAUAGAAGAGAAGAGACAAAACAUAAAUAGAAAAGAGAAAUACAACAGCAACUGAGAAACUCAAAGGAAAAUUGAAGAAACAAAAAGAAAAGAGGUUCGAGAUAACACAGGGAAGGGAAAAAGAGAAGAGAAAAGAAGAGAAGAAAUUGAGGAGAAAGGAGAAGAAAGAAACAGACGCAGAGAUAAUGCAAGAAUAGAGUGAUAUGACAGGUAUCAAGAAAACAGAAGAGGAAUUGAGAGAAGAAAGCGAGAGAAAGUAAAGGAGGCGCGGACGACAGAACAGAAGGAGAAGAGAUUAGAGGAAGAGUAAACACCAGCAGAAGAGUGGAUGAAGGAUUGUUGAGCGGAUGAGUGGAGCGUUCUCCAGUCGCUUCCUCCUCCUCCUCCUCCUCCUCCAUGGAAUUGAACUGUAACUCAGGGGGUGAUAGAGAGCGGAUGACGUCCAAUCAUGAGACGUACCUGCUCAUGGCCAGCACACAGAAUGACAUGGAGGACUGGGUUAAGACCAUCCGCAGGGUCAUAUGGGCCCCGUUCGGAGGAGGUAUUUUCGGUCAAAAGCUGGAGGAAACGGUGCGGUACGAGCGGCGGUACGGGAAUAAACUGGCCCCCAUGCUGGUGGAGCAGUGUGUGGAUUUUAUCCGACGUUGGGGUUUGCAGGAGGAGGGUCUAUUCCGUCUUCCCGGCCAGGCCAACCUCGUCAAAGAGCUGCAGGAUGCCUUCGACUGCGGCGAGAAACCAGCCUUCGACGGUAAUACCGACGUGCACACAGUGGCAUCUCUGCUGAAGCUCUAUCUGAGGGAGCUUCCUGAACCGGUCAUCCCCUUCUGCAAGUACGAUGAGUUCCUGGCCUGCACCAAACUGUUUAGCAAGGACCAGGAAGCAGGAUUGAAGGAAUUAAGGAGACAAGUGGAAAGUCUACCUCUAGUCAACUAUAAUUUACUAAAAUACAUAUGCAGGUUCUUAGAUGAAGUGCAGUCUUACUCAGGAGUGAAUAAGAUGAGUGUGCAGAACCUGGCUACGGUCUUCGGUCCGAAUAUUCUGCGGCCCAAAGUGGAGGAUCCUGUGGCAAUAAUGGAAGGUGCAGUCCUGGUGCAGCAACUCAUGGCCGCUCUCAUCGGCCACCACGCCGCUCUUUUUCCCCCAGACGAGGACAGUCCUGGUGCUCUUGAGUCGUGCAACAACAACAACGAUCCCCUGAAACGCUCCACCACUGGACAACUGCAAAAUAAAGAGAAUAACAACACCACUAGCGUUCGUCAGUGCACCUGGGAGGCGCCUGACUCUCCUGGACGGGCCUCUCUGGAUAACGGCUCACCUCGUUCGGUCAGCCCAAGAAACGUUCCUGCUGUGGCGCGCUUUGAAGUGACCCGAAGCCCUCCUCUGACUGUAAAGAAGAACCCGGCGUUCAUCAAAGGCAGUGGCAUCGUCACCAACGGCUCUUUCAGCUCCUCGUCAUCAUCCUCAGCGGAGGAAAAGAGUCCAACCCUGGUGGGUAUGGGUACACUACAGAUGCGUCGCACUGGCGCACUCAAAUCUCCAGGUACCAAGAUGGGUGUGCAGAAUGGCGGAGUGAGGAUGGGCGUGUGCAGCACGGACAUUGUCAACGGGACCCUCAACAGCCGAAACGGACUUUGGUCUCCUCCUGGAGGUGUGACACUGCGGGAGGUCAAAUGCCGUGACGGAGAGCAGCAACAGAACCGUCUCUCGACGUAUGACAAUGUUCACGUACAGCAGACGCCGUGCACGAGCAACAGCUGCGAGGACAAGCAGAGCGUGGACAGCGCUACCUGGUCCACAUCGUCUUGCGAGAUCUCGCUGCCGGACGUCUCUGCAUCCUGUCGCUCGUCCACUACUACAUGCCCCGAGCAGGAGUUUACCUUCGAGGACCCUUUGCUGGAUGAGGGUGAGAGGAGGAACGCUAAUGCUAACGCCAACGCCAAUGGCGGAGGUCGAGGCAGCAGGGGGACGAGUAGCAGUGAGAACAGUGAGGUGGCAUUUCCUAUGAGCGGACACAGUGCCCUCCACAGUCUGGUGGCCAGUCUGAAGCAAGAGAUGCUCAAACAGAAGAGCGAGUAUGAGGCCAGGGUAAAGAGUCUGGAGCUGCGUAAUGUGGAGCUGGAAGCUGAGUUGGUGAACCUACAUGAGGAGCUGGAGCAGGAGCGCAAGAAGUACACGAUGGUAGAGAUCAAACUGCGUAACGCAGAGCGUGCCAAAGACGACGCCGAGAAGCGCAACGAGAUGCUGCAGAAGGAGAUGGAGCAGUUCUUCUCCACCUUUGGAGAUCUGACCGCUGAUCCUCGCAGGCCGGAACGAGCCAACACCAUCUGGAUCCAGUGAGCAGGACUAUACCAAGAACUGGAUAGCUGGAUGUGGAAAUCUUGAAAUGUGUAGGCUUCAAAUGUGACCGAACUGUCAAAAAUGAAGCUCAUUGAGCCAAAAUGUGAAAACUGGACCAGCCAAUAAUGGCAUAAUAAGAUUGUAACAGUGGGAGAACUGGUGGGAGAACUGGUGGGAGAAACGGUGGGGGAGCUGAACAGGUGGAUCCAAGUUGGGAAUCGGAAGUUCUUAGGUGGUGAAGUUUGAAAACUGGAGAAUGUUUCUUUUCCCAAAGAAAGAAGGAUGUAAGAGAACUGUUGAAGAAACAUUAUGGGUAUUUGGUUGCAUUAUGGGUUAUUGAGCUUUUUAAUAGUCUAGAGCUUUACAUGAAGAAGAACCAAGAAUGUCACAUCUUCAUUUGUGAUCCCAACCAAAUCAUGUCCUUGAUCUUGGUUUCCUUGUUCCAUGUCCUCGUGUACUCUGUGUAUAUAAAACAAAGCAAUGUCGAAGAAUUUUGAUGCAAAACAAAUGUAUGUAUAAAAAGCAAACUGAAAUAUUUUAAUGUAUGUCUGAUAUUUAAACUGAGGAUUAUUGACGUGUCACAAUUUAUUAUUAUUAUUUUUUAUAUAUAUACCAAGAAUUUUCCUUGCACUUAGCUUUUUUCUGGACAAUAUGGUACUGAAAUUAAAGCUGGUGCUGUUUUUUUUUCCAGGCUCCAUUUUGGAUUCACACGUAUUGGAUUUGGCCCAAAACCAAAAGCAUGUAGCAAUACCUGUACAUGUUUUAGAACAUCUGGUAAACACUGUGUCGGUAACAGUCACCUCUAAUGACUAUUGCUAAUGAGGGUCAAAGGUUAUCCAAUUGAGCAUGUGCUGAUACUCAAAUUUUAGUAUAUAGUUUAGUACAAAUUUAUACACAGUUUGUGUCCGAUGUUAGCUUUUUUAAUUUUGCACUAAAUGUACUGAUAUAGGUAACAAAUAUCACAAAUCUGCCUCGCCCAAAAUCAUACUAUACUGUAGUUGAAAAUGUUCGUUCAAUUUAAACGAUUCAUUCAGAAUCGUUUUCUGAUUCCUUCCGUUGCACAAAAUUCAAACCUUGUUUCCCUGAAUGUGAGAGGAGAGAAUCUUGGUCAUGACCGAAAGAUUCACUGGUUCAGACCCCAACCCACUGAACGCAAGUGGAGUGAAUCUCAUGACAAAAAGAUUCACUGAUUCAAACACACUGACCAGCUGAAUGUGAGCAGAGCGAAUCUCAGUCAUGACUGAAAAGAUUCACUGACUCAGGAAGCACAGAAGUAGCUUUGCCAUACUUACGGACUCGGAGAGAUACAGCUAUAAUGUAAACCUACGUCAAAUAUGUUUUAUAAUAAUAUAUUAAGGUUAUUUACUGAUGCUAGAGUCAGUCAGGAAUGAUUAGUUGCAAGGCUGUGAUCAAUACCAAUUCGUUCACCUUGGUGACUCGUACAAAAAGUGUAAAUCAUUUGCAAACGUGUGUUUGUUUGUUUUUUGGUAGCCUUUUAUUUGGGUUUACAAUACUGUUAUAAUAUAGUAUCCUACACUCCCAGGAAAUUACAAUAUUUUGUAAUGUUUCUCAAACUUUAAGGACUUGGAUACAUUUCAAAACUUCUCCAAGGGUGUCCAACAAAAUGAGAUGAAAUGUGGAAUAAGCCAAACAGCUGUCCUCGUGCUAUCUCACCGAGACAGAUUUAAUCCCGGGAAAUCCUCCGACUGAAAAAGAACACAAGGGGGAAGUGAGAAUAACGUAUACAACAAUAAUGUAAUGUAAGUUGAGUUUCAUGAGUUAUUGUAGUCCUGAUUAUCAGCACAUGCCCAACAGUAAAACAUAUUGAUUCGUGCUUGUAUUGAAUCUUCUUCAUCCUGUACGUGUUUUCAGGUGCGUUUUAUUCUGCCUUCUCACUUUUGGAUUUUUACUCAACGCUUUAUUGAGCCUGCUGUAGCCACAGACACUCUGUACAAUGUAAAUUAAAUUAUGUGACCUUA
This is a messenger RNA of Ictalurus punctatus (channel catfish), 9070 nucleotides long. It is a transcript of the gene arhgap24, whose product is annotated as Rho GTPase activating protein 24. Gene Ontology annotation, cellular component: focal adhesion. The record is from RefSeq and is a predicted model, not a curated record. Gene Ontology annotation, biological process: negative regulation of ruffle assembly; activation of GTPase activity; wound healing, spreading of epidermal cells. Bases 5151 to 7091 code for a protein of 646 amino acids. The transcript has 10 exons. Gene Ontology annotation, molecular function: GTPase activator activity. NCBI's taxonomy places the organism in Eukaryota, Metazoa, Chordata, Actinopteri, Siluriformes, Ictaluridae.